CCUGGCUUAAAACUAACACUUAAUAGCGAUUUACCUGUUGGAUAUAGCAGCUACAGGAGUGUACGUGGACGGCUCAGGAACAGAGUGAAGGUAUCAUGGCUGUCCUGUUUACUGAACUACCCUCCUAGACUUCCCUGAUAAAAUAAAUAUACGUAUCUAAACAUCCCUGUAAGCCACACAAGCACAUGCACAUUUGACAUUCUCUGUGUGUGUGUGUGUGUGUGUGUGAGGGAUGACAACCUCCCAUUUGAAUGGUCAUGUUGCUGGAGAGGGAGGAGGAGGAGGAGAUGAAGAGCUGAAGGGAGGGCAGCAACACAGAGAAAUGGCUGUUGACUGUCCAGGAGAGCUUGGGGGUCGCACGCUCCCACUCCGAAGAUCUGCACAGCUGGAGAGGAUACGACAACACCAGGAGGACCUUCGACGUCGUAGGGAGGAGGAGGGUCGGCAGCUGGACCUGAACGCCUCUCUCAGACUGAGGAAGCUCUCCCAGAAUCCCCACAUUGGCAUUGACAACCCCACGUUCCUGCAAGACUCAUACAUAUCUCCACCGGCACUCAGCAGCCAGCACACACAUGCACUGCUGGAGCUGGAGGAGCUGCUGCUGUCACUGAAGCAGGUGCGGGGCUGCCUGUCUGACCAGCAGAGUCAGAAUGACAUAGAGCUGGUUCUUGCACUACUAAACAAGUCUGACUUCCAGUCAGCGCUGAAGAUUCAUAACGCCGUGGCCACCAACAUGCACCGCCCCUCCCCUCCAUACCCACACACACACCAUGCACUCCAGCUGGCCAUGGAGGUCAAGAAUCUCAUUCAGUCAAGUCAGAACAAAGAGGGACUCGAACUCCACAGCCUGCUGUCAGACACACACAUUCAGUCGUUGCUCCUAGCCCAUGACAGCAUAGCAGAGAGAGAAAUGCAGCCGGAGUCGCUGCCUGCCGAAGGAGAAACUUUUACCCAAUGGGGAGGAGAGACUGUCAAGAUAGUUCGCAUAGAGAAGGCCCAAGAUAUACCACUGGGAGCAACUGUUCGUAAUGAAAUGGACAGUGUUGUGAUCAGUCGUAUAGUUCGAGGUGGAGCCGCUGAACGGAGCGGCCUCUUAUCGGAAGGAGAUGAAAUCUUGGAAAUUAAUGGCAUAGAGAUCAGAGGGAAAGAUGUCAACCAGGUCUUUGACAUUCUUGCUGAUAUGCAUGGUCUGCUGACCUUUGUGCUGAUUCCCAGCAGUCAGAGCAAACCUCCUCCUGUCAAAGAGACUGUGAUCCAUGUGAAGGCGCAUUUUGACUACGACCCCUCAGAUGACCCCUAUGUGCCCUGCAGAGAGCUGGGCUUAUCUUUCCAGAAAGGAGAUAUUCUCCAUAUUAUCAGUCAGUCAGACCCCAACUGGUGGCAGGCUUACAGGGACGGAGAUGAGGAUAACCAGCCUCUAGCUGGACUGGUUCCAGGCAAGAGUUUCCAGCAGCAGAGAGAAGCCAUGAAACAAACCAUAGAAGAAGACAAGGGACCUGAGAAGCCUGGGAAGCUGUGGUGUGCAAAGAAGAACAAGAGGAAGAGAAAAAAGCUGCUGUACAACUCUCACAGGGGUGAUGAUCUUGAUAAUGAGGAGAUUCUCACCUAUGAGGAGAUGGCUCUGUACCACCAGCCAGCCAACAGGAAGCGGCCGAUUGCACUGAUUGGUCCACCCAGCUGCGGCCAGGCAGAACUUAGACAGAGACUGCUCAACAGCCAACCAGAGCGGUUUGCUGGAGCUGUCCCUCACCACAGACUGAGCCGUCGAGAAGGCGAGCUGAGUGGUCGAGACUACCACUUUGUGUCUCGUCAGACCUUUGAAGCAGAACUUGCAGCUGGGAAGCUGAUCGAGUCUGGCGAGUUUGAGAAGAAUCUGUAUGGGACAAGUACAGACUCAGUGAGACAGGUCAUCAACACUGGAAAAAUCUGUGUGCUCUGUCUGCACACACAGACUCUAAAGGUGCUGAGGAGCUCAGACUUGAAGCCUUACAUCAUCUUCAUAGCUCCUCCCUCACAGGAAAGGCUCCGAGCUCUACUGGCUAAAGACAACAAGAACCCCAAGCCAGAGGAGUUGCGGGACAUCAUAGAAAAAGCCCGAGAGAUGGAGCAGAGCUGCGGUCACCUGUUUGAUGCUGUCAUCGUCAACACAGACCAGGACAAAGCCUACAACGAACUGCUACGACUCAUCAACAAACUUGACACUGAGCCGCAAUGGGUGCCCUCCUCCUGGCUGCGCUGAAAGCAAGCACACACACCCAGUUAUGCGACAUUCAUACAAUAGGCACACAGCCCACGGAGUACACAUUUCAUCAGAUGUAAAAAAGUGAACCCACAGUGUGCUGUGGCAGGACUUUACGACAUAAUAUCAGGGUUGAUAAUGGGAAAAAUGUAUGUAAGUUUUUGAGAAUAAAGUUGUAAUAUUAUAAGAAUUAAGUUGAAAUGUUAUCAAUCAAAAGUAAAAAGUAUGACAAAGUUGUGAUUUUAUAAGAACACAUAAUAUUGCAAUAUUAUUGUCAUAAUACUGAGUGAUUAAGUAUCACAGUAUUACAGGGUCAUGUUGUAAUUUUCCAAGCAAAGGUCAUAAAAUAGUAAGUAUCACAAGUUAUAAUUUUAACAGAUCAAGUUGCAAUUUUACAAGGAACAAGUCCAGAUUUUACAAUAAUGAAAUAGUAAUUUUAGUAGGAAAAAGUGGCAAGUUUUAACAGGAUGAAAUCAUAACAGAGCUCUAAUUCCUCUAGGAUAAGUCAAUGUUUCAGUUGACGACGUUACAAGAAAAAGGUAGUUUGGAGGAUAAAGUGUCCUAUACUGUGAUUUGACUGGGCAGAUAAGUUGCAUGAUCAUGUUUUAAGUGCACUGUCACUUUCCUCUGACUGGUAACGGUAUCAGUGCUUGUGAGACUGACCUUUGUUAACAACAUCCCAGCAGAGCAUGAGGUUUCACUUGUGUGCACAGUGUGCUGCCGCUUCACGGCCGUCUCUGGAACCAUGAACCUGUUUGAUCUGUUUGCUCUUUGGCUCAGCAGUCUGGAGAUACCAGAAUCUAGCCCCAGCCUCCGUGCCUUCAUUUCAUUUCCCAGCAGUAAACCAGAUGAGAAAGUUUCUCUUCAAUUAUAACAUUUGUUUUAUCUUAAUAACCUUUUCUGGUGGUACCAUGGCUUAGUUUCUGACACUUUAUCAUGUUGACACUUUGUCGUUGUAAAACAAUGGCUUUAUUGUUGUAAUAAUUUUUCCAUAAAACUACAACUUUAUUGUUGAAAUAUUUUGACUGUAUUUCUGUAAUUCCAAAUUUAUUCUCACAACAUUACACUGUUCUCAAAAUCUUAGUUUUGUUUUUUUCUUCCCAUUGGCCCUAAAACACAGCUGUACUAACUGCUCUGUGAUGUUUUUAUGACACACUUCUCUGUCAUCCUCAGUUCUGGAUGAGACCAGAACAUGGACCUGGAAUACUGAAUUCUUGUCUGGUUGUUUGUUUGUUCUACUUCCUUUAUGAGCCGUUCUGUCUCAGACAUGCUGGGCCUCACUGCUGGGCAUCUUUUACUGUGAUCAUUUCAGCCAUUUCGUUUAAAAAUCUGUAUAAAUUAUGACGCUUAAAUAAUUUUAAAUUUGCAGUGGAGAGGAUCCACAUGAGCAUGAAAAUCACACAGAUAUUUAGUACAAAUUAAAAUCCACGUUGAGCUGCUGCAGUACUUGCUAUGAGGGAGACACACCUAUAUAUGUACACACACGACAACAGUGCGUUAGCCGCUUACUUUCCCCUAUGCUUGGGCGUCUGCACCUGCAGCCUUCUGGACCCUGACUGACUGACCUACAGACUGACUUACCGACUGGUUGAACUGCUGGUUUAUGACUGGCUUUGCUGUUAAAAUGCACACACUUGCUAUAGACACUAAAAUAAAUGACACAGCACUUGAUAUUUCUUUACUGGCUGGCUGCUUUACUUUCUGACUGACCACCUUGUCAGCUGUCUCUUUCUGUCCUGUCUGAUCACAUGUAAGUAGACCUCUGAGCCUGAGCCCUGGUGGGUGAGCGGCUGAAGCAAAGUUGUAGUUUUAUUCAUGUUCCUGAUUGGCACAUGAUGCUGAAUUUAUUAUAUAGUGUGUGCACCUGUGAAAGGAUGUGUGUGUGCACGCCUGUCUUGGAAGACAGUGAAGUAUUAUUGUGACCUAAAGUAGACCUGACACCAUAUCACUCUGUAGAGCGUUUAUAUAUUUUUAAUAUUGAAAAUACAUUUAUGAAGUGGAGAAUGCAGCGAUAGGAUUGCAGGAUUCACUUCCUUGCUUCCCUCCCAUUGGUCCGUGGGGUACAGGGGUGGGGGUUAAGUAAAUGACUGCAAAGUUAAUUGAUACCACUUCCUGUUUAUCAGACACCACUUCUUCCUGAGAAAAUCUGCUU
Messenger RNA from Monopterus albus (swamp eel), 4391 nucleotides. It is a transcript of the gene pals1a, whose product is annotated as protein associated with LIN7 1, MAGUK p55 family member a. Gene Ontology annotation, molecular function: protein binding. The record is from RefSeq and is a predicted model, not a curated record. The coding region runs from base 233 to 2239 and encodes 668 amino acids. The transcript has 17 exons. NCBI's taxonomy places the organism in Eukaryota, Metazoa, Chordata, Actinopteri, Synbranchiformes, Synbranchidae.